Messenger RNA from Drosophila sulfurigaster albostrigata, 3754 nucleotides. Its product is annotated as transcription termination factor 2. The coding region runs from base 136 to 2991 and encodes 951 amino acids. NCBI's taxonomy places the organism in Eukaryota, Metazoa, Arthropoda, Insecta, Diptera, Drosophilidae. The record is from RefSeq and is a predicted model, not a curated record. Gene Ontology annotation, molecular function: ATP-dependent chromatin remodeler activity; ATP binding. The transcript is spliced from 5 exons.
UUAUUUAAACAUUCUCCGAAAAUACCCAGUAUAUUUUGUGACCAUAAAUGGGUCAUUUUCAAAAGGAAAUACCCGCGCUAUGCCAAUGUUGUGAAAUUGAAUUGCGUUCUUUGUUUAUAAAAAAAAUAUCUUGUGAUGUCCCAAAUAAAUGAGAGUUGUGUUGAAGUCGGAAAUAGCCCUAUUUAUACAGGAAACAUAACAUAUGAAGAUAAAGACAAUCGUUGCCCUUUGAAGAUGGUGAACUCUGGUUGUACGAGUGAUGAAUUAGUUAUGGAUGUUCCCAGCACUCCAGCAAACAUUGAUGACAGUAUUAAUUCCGAAUGUCAAAUUUUGGCGCCUAACAAUGAAAAGCUAAUACACAUUAAUCUUGGCUCCGAUGUUGAAGAUGCUGAUGAAACUCCACACGGACUUGGCAAUUUGGAACGAGUGGAGGAUGAGCAUGAGGCUGGUCUGGUCGCCAAUUACGCAAGUGACGAGAAUGCCAUAUUUGUCAGUGCUGACAUUUAUGAGCGAGAGAAAGCCAACUUUGAUGAGCUUGUUCAAAACACGCUUAAAGCUGAGAAGCGGAAGGUUCAGCUGGAAUCCCAAGAUAAGUAUGCGUCUGAUCUGGACGCGGCAGAAAAGGAUGUACUCCAGCUAAAUGCUCGACUUGCAUUGAUGUCCCAAUACAUCGAUAAUUUGCGAGUGGAAAGUGAACAAGGCAAUAAAGAUAAACCAGGUCCUAGUUCCGAGGCUGGAGCUGAAGCAGAUGAGAAGCCUAGUUGGUCACAUAUAUAUGCUGGAGUCAAUCGACAUCGACACAUCGCAGGUGGCAGCGUGGCCGAGUUUUAUCAACAUAAAACCAAUAUUAUCUCUGGUCUGAAGACGCUCUAUGAACCCGACGGGCCUCCGCCCAGUGCAUCCGAGUUUACCAUACAACCAAAGGCGCUGCUUGUGCCGCUGCUGCCACAUCAGACCACGGGCCUUAAGUGGUUGUUGUGGCGCGAAGCUCAGAAAGUCAGUGGUGGCAUAUUGGCUGACGACAUGGGGUUGGGUAAAACACUAAGCAUAAUAGCGCUGAUCGUGGCAGCCAACGAAAAUAAGCGACUGGUUAUGCCUAAAGUCAAAACCGACUUUGAUUAUAAGAAAUCGUUUGAACAUCAACUACAGCUGUUCAAUAAACUUAAAACACCUUGGAAACGCAUUAAUAUUCUCGAGAGCGAUAGCGAAGAUGAACCAGAUGUAUUACCACCCAAGCGCCCAUUUCUGCCAUACGAAGAAGCUGAUGAUGAGCGUCUUCUGUUGCCUAACGACGAGUGCUCUUACAAUGCCGGCACCCUUAUUGUCUGUCCCAUGAGCGUGAUGUCGCAGUGGGCUGCCGAGGCAACCACCAAGGUGAAGCACAAGGAACUUAACGUGCACACGUAUCAUGGACCAGAUCGUCGUGCCAUUAGUGUCUCAGACUUGCGCAGUAUGGAUCUGGUCAUCACAUCUUACAACACUCUUGUCUCUGAAUGGAAGCGUUUUGGCAGCGACUCGCGGCUGUUCAGCUCACGUUGGGAACGUUUGGUGCUUGAUGAGGCGCACAUCAUACGAAACACGAAGACUGUCUGUUUUGGGACCGUCACCAACAUUAAGGCCCAGCAUCAUUGGGCGUUAACUGGAACCCCCAUACAGAAUUGCGCCUUGGAUUGCUUUGCUCUCCUUAAGUUCCUGAGUGUGCCAAAUUUUAAAGAUCUGACGCUAUGGCGUCGCUAUCUCAACCAAGGCAUUGCCGGUCACUGCCGCAUGAGCUAUCUGAUUAAACCCCUGAUGUUGCGACGCACCAAGUUGCAACUGCAGUUGGCAGGGGAAAUGCCCGCGCUGCCGCCGCUGCAGGUGAAACUAAUCGAUGUACAGUUGACACCGGCAGAAAUGAACGUUUAUCAAAUACUCUCCGCAAUAUCUUUGAGGAUAUUUGCUCAGUUCUUGCGGCAACGCGAACAAAACAAUCAAGAUCUUCACUAUUAUUCUGUGCAGACCACACCCAACUUUAUUGUCGAUGAAGUCGAUAGUAAAUACAAGGCGAUAUAUGAAAAUUUCUUACGCUCCAUUGGCUACGAUCCAAGGGAACGUGUUCAAGGAAUUUUCAUUUUGGUUCUUUUUACUCCGAUUACGGCAAUUCUGCUGUCAUCCGGGCCUCAUGGUAAAGGUGAGAUGCUCUGCAAUGAGUUUAAUAUAUCUGCAGAUGAGGAUGACCAGGACGAGUUGGAAAGUGAGUAUCUGAAUAUCAACGGCCAGGGCACAAUUGAGAAGAGCACUUUUAGCGCCAUCAAGAGUGAGAAAAAUCCAGUUAAAGAAGAAGAUGAUUUAAAAAAAGAAGAGUGCCAAAGUGGUAUUAAAUAUGAGGAAGACACACUUCAUACAUCUAUGACAAUGGCCACGGCAAUGAAACUAUUGAAUCCAAGCAAUCCGAUAUUUGAAUUUAAACGCGACUCUUCUAAACUGCGAAUGGUAUUUGAGAUACUGCAAAAGCUGCUCCAAGAGACAAACGAUAAAAUCAUUGUUGUCUCCCAAUGGACCAGUUACCUAGCUGUUAUUAAAAACCGAUUGGAUGAGAUGGGUCAUGAGACACUCGACUUCAAUGGCAAAAUGGAUGCAAGUGAGCGAGGCGAGUCGCUAAGUGAAUUCAACAAUACGAGCAACAAUAAGCGCAUCUUGUUGCUCUCAUUGACUGCUGGCGGCGUUGGACUCAACCUGAAUGUGGCCAAUCACUUGCUUAUGGCUGACUUGCAUUGGAAUCCUCAGUUGGAGCGCCAGGCACAGGAUCGUAUCUAUCGCUAUGGACAGAAGAAGCCCUCGUUUAUUUAUCGCCUUAUGUGCAAAGACACUGUGGAGCAACGUAUUAAGGCUCUCCAGGAUUACAAAAUUGAAAUUUCGAAUGUGGUCUUAAAUCCUGGUCAAGCAUUGCAUAUCUCUGGUAGCAAUGGUCUUUCAUUGAAGGACCUGAAAAAGAUUUUUGGUAUGCAAUAAUUUGAAGUCGAUCAAAUCUGACACGUCAUCAUCAGCCCAAAGAUUGCUUUUUCUAAGUUACUAAUAGGAAUUCUCACUCUUAAAUAUAUUACUUGAAUAUAACACGGUGGCAUUAUAAAACUAUAUAUGCCAUGAACUAAACCAAUUCUAAAUAAGAAAUCUUAUACAAUCUGCUUAAUUCAUAAAAAUUUCAAAUUUUUCAAAAAUUUGAAGAACCCUCGAUUUCUAGCGUAAGAUCAAAGUAAUUAUUGCUAAUUACAAUAUUAAUAACUUUCGUAAAAGUUACCAAUUUUUUCAUAUUUGUAAAACAAGCUAAAGCAAAAAACCCUCAAAAAUAAUACCACCUUAUUAAUGUAAGAAGAAAGAUAUUGAAUUAAUUUACAUGUUUCUAUGUAGUUAGAAAUUUUCGUUUAAACUUAAAUGUAUUCUGGCUAACCAAAAAAUUCAUUGCAAUGUUUGUUACUUAAAUAUAUAUUUGUUUUUCUGAUUUCAAUAAAGAUUUUGUCUUUAAGCAACUAUCAAUCUAAAUUGUAGAGUAAAUAAUACAAGCAUUUGUAUACCUGUAUAGAAACUGAGUUUAUUCGGAAUUAACCAAGGGUUUGUUAAUAAUCAAAUGAAGUGAUUGGACAACGUGCAGAUUUUAUGUUUUAUGUGUACGGCCAGAAGCUGAAAGCAAUUUUAUGUUCACUUCUUCAAGAUGCUAUUGACGGCACAGACAAUGUUUCGAGCAGAGAUGCCGAACAUGUCAAUGAGAACAGCGGGG